This is a messenger RNA of Aphanomyces invadans, 2354 nucleotides long. RefSeq lists its product as hypothetical. The record is from RefSeq and is a predicted model, not a curated record. Bases 1 to 855 code for a protein of 284 amino acids. NCBI's taxonomy places the organism in Eukaryota, Oomycota, Saprolegniomycetes, Saprolegniales, Verrucalvaceae. The transcript is spliced from 5 exons.
AUGAAAAGGAAGAAUCCAUUUGCAUCAGGACAGGAGAAGCACCAAGACAAGAAACACGCGGCGCCCAUGUCCAUUGAUGAGGGGAAGACCGAACCAGAAGAUUCGAGGACAACGACGGACGCGGCCAAGGACCCUGGUGCCCCCGAUAACGAAGACGACUUGAUUGAGGCCGUGGUUCUCCGCCAAGAAGAUCUUGUACCGCCAAGGGAAAAAUUCUCAUGGAGUCCAUCGCUUGCCACUGCUCCGUGGAGCGAACAGUACACGGCGCUGGAGCAUUUCAGGCAAUCGAUCAAGUUCCACCCGUCGUCAAUCCAAACUGCCGCCUUUCCUGAUGCGGAAGCAUGCUUGAACGGACUUGUUGUCCCCAGCGCGGAACAUCUUCGAUCCGCGUUGUCGCGGAGUGGGCUGUAUUGCAUCUCCGAGUACGUACAAUGCGUGGGCGAGUCAGCGACUGUUCAUUCAGGGCUCUUCAUUCCCGUGCUCCUGCGACGAUCCAUCAACGAAAAAAGGUUUAUCCGCGAUGCUGCGCAUGAGGCCCUGGACCACGUGGCAACGUGUUGCAGUCCCCUCGAGCUUCUCCAGGUUUUGGUGUCGUUUUCGAACGACAAGAACCCCAACUUGGUUGCGACCGUACGUGUUUCCUUGGAGAUCGCCGCGAUGGCAUGCCAUGUCGACUGGGCCGAUAACGUAGCAAGGCCAUCAUGGAUUCCAUCAAAAAGCCCGUGUUGUCGUCGUGCAAGUGAAUCGGAUUUGCAUGCUGCCACGAGCUCGAUGAUCUCCUGGAAAGGCCUUUCGGCGUCAUUAUCCCUGUCGACCUUGGGUGCUCGCCGGGGUGCAUCGAUGGGACAAAAGUGACGUUAUCGUGUGGUGUAGGCCGGGAAAUACGUGGAGAAAAUUCUGCGGAGAUGUCAAGACAACACAACGCCAAAUCAAUGGUCCACGUGGCAGCCCCAUGUGUCGUCGUGGCUGCCGUCGUUGGCCCAGUUCCUUGCGUGCCGCGUUGUCGCUUGCAAGAACGACACCAAGCGCGCAUUUGCCUUGCUCCGCGAUGUGGUGGGGGCCGCCGAGAUGACGCAGCUUGCAAAUGACCAACUCACGGGCAGCGCCCUCGUCGACGUGCUGCAGCUUGUAAAACCGCCAUCGAAAAAAGCAGCACGAAUACAACCAACGACACGGCCAGGGGCAAGCUUGAGUUUGCGAGAGCGAAUGCGACAACAGCAGCACCAAAAUCGGAAGGCGCCGCCGACACAGCACCUUACCACCGCUGCGGCCCCGAACCAGGACCAAGGACUAGACAGCAAAAAACAAGAUGCAUAGAACUUGUACAAGUCAAGUUUGUGCCGUGAGGUGCUGGGUGCACUUAAUCUGCCUCACUUCUGCGAUGGACCGUGGCAGGUGUGGACAACGCAGCUGGCUUCGCUAGAAAAGCCGCAACGUGACGCGCUGGAGACGUUGAGGAGUCGUCGCGUCCACGUGGUUUGGAAAGCUCGUGAAUGCGUUCACGUUCGCAUUCGUGGUCGUCUGGACGUCGAUGGAUGGGAGAGGGCCAGCGAUGUAUGGCAGAAGCAAAGUGGCACGGCAGACGCCAGCCACAUCGCAGGACAGGUCGACCGAGGCGUCAGGCGACAGCGUCGCAUCUUGAGCGAGCAAACUCUGGAGCAACGACGCCGCUGUUGUCGUCGGUGUCACUCGAAGGAUCGCGGGCACAGUUCCCAGGGUAAAAUCGGCCGAGUAUGUCGAUGUGGCGAGCCCAGUGCUGGUGGGGUACACCAGAAGGGUUACAAUGGUGGGGGUGAGCGUGAUCACGACAGCUGAAUGGGCGAGCGGAGGCACGAGAGGACAGGAGCUCGCGGCAUAGCACGACGUGACCACCAAGUCGGCGGGGGUGGCUGAGGUUUCAAGUAGGCUCGAGAUGUCGUCGAACGGCUGCGACGACGACAGUGAAGUGGCGACGGACGCUAGGGCACCGGCAAAGGUCGUGCCAAAGGUGCCACACGGACACGGUGUGGGGCCGACGAUGUACUGCGACGUGUUAAGGGGCUGGAUCGUCUGGACUAGCGACGCCUCGGAGGCUACAAUACGGUGCGCCAACCCUUGGCCCGACGUGACUACCGCCAGGCGCGGCAGGCGCCCGACAUGAUCUUUGUACACGAUCGUGAGAACGUCCUCGGCGGCUGACGUGUCCCAGUCGACAAGGACCGACGAGAUGGACGUGACGGCCAUGAGUUGACCUUGAAGAGUUGUGGCGAGGCUGGCACAGGCCGACGUGUUGGUCCAGCGCGCCGACGCCACGACGGUGCCGUUGUCCAAUCGGUACUACCAUGGCAUGUCACGGUGACAUCUCGUGAAGUCGA